AUGGUCCUCAUGAACUCGGUCGGACUUUCGGAUCGCAUGGCCCGGUUACUUACAGCCUGCAACGCCACCUCAUAUUUCAUUUUCUCGUGUGCUGCAGCCACAAUCGUCGAGCGGGUUGGCCGUCGGGGCUUGAUGAUGUUGUCUGGAUUUGGACAAUUUGUUUCUUUCUUGGUCAUCACGAUCCUGCUCUGUUUGGCUGAGAACAAUAAAGUCUACGCUACUGCUUCCGUUGCCUUCUUCUUUCUCUUCCAUAUCGCCUUCGGAAUGGGUAUGCUGGGUGUGCCAUGGCUCUAUCCCACUGAAACCAACUCACUACCCAUGAGAACAAAGGGUGCCGCUGUCGCGACCGUGACUAAUUGGAUCACCAACUUUGCGAUCGUCGAGAUAUUGUGA
Penicillium angulare is the source of this 393-nucleotide messenger RNA. Its product is annotated as Major facilitator superfamily domain general substrate transporter. The transcript is spliced from 2 exons. The record is from RefSeq and is a predicted model, not a curated record. Gene Ontology annotation, cellular component: membrane. Gene Ontology annotation, molecular function: carbohydrate:proton symporter activity. Gene Ontology annotation, biological process: transmembrane transport; carbohydrate transport. Bases 1 to 393 code for a protein of 130 amino acids. NCBI's taxonomy places the organism in Eukaryota, Fungi, Ascomycota, Eurotiomycetes, Eurotiales, Aspergillaceae.